UAUCUUGAUCUGCUGCAGCUGGUGCGUGUGUCGGUCCUCUCUCUCUCUCCUGAGCUCGCAUACAGUCCUUCGCACUCCUUCACUGCACGUCGGUUUCUUUUAGAUUCUCAUACUUUCCGAUUCAACAACCAAUAGAUUCUCCUUCCCUCUCCCUCUCUCUCUCUCUCUCUCUCUCUCUCUCUCACAUUUAUAUUGAGGAAUAAGCGUCAUUUCCUGUGGUGCUUUCUCGCUCUGAUUUGAUGUAGUGGUGUCUCUGAUCUCCUGUUUUGAUCCGAAUAGUUCUUCGUUUCCUCCGAGUAUCGUAGGGGGUUUAAGGAGUCGUCCGCUUUCAGCUUCUUAUUCGGCUAUCGUAUCUGGGUUUGAUUCGAAUCUUUGUAAUAGAUUGCGAAAAGAUGGAAGAUCUGAGCGAUAAAGGAUCGGAGUCCGAGGUCGUGAAUACCAAAAGCCCAAAUGGCGGGGUUUCAUCCGAAGAAAGCCACACAAAAACCUGCGCCGACUGCGGGACCUCCAAGACACCUCUAUGGCGAGGCGGCCCAGCUGGUCCCAAGUCACUGUGUAAUGCGUGUGGGAUCAGAAGCAGGAAGAAGAGAAGGGCUGCUCUGGGUUUGAACAAAGAGGACAAAAAGCCCAAGAAAACAAGUUUUUGUGGAAGUAAUAAGAUAGGGGAUAAUACGAAGCAGAGGCUGAUGGCUUUGGGAAGAGAGGUGUUGAUGCAGAGGAAGAAGUUGGGGGAGGAGGAACAAGCGGCUGUGCUGUUGAUGGCUCUCUCUUAUGGCUCUCUCUGGUAGAAAUUUUAGGAGCUGGAUGUGGGGAUCCUAACCUUCUUGCAAGUGUAUCUUCUUUCUAUUAAUCAGUCAUUUUAGAGUAUUGUCA
Molecule: messenger RNA, 873 nt
Organism: Juglans microcarpa x Juglans regia
Lineage: Eukaryota; Viridiplantae; Streptophyta; Magnoliopsida; Fagales; Juglandaceae
Product: GATA transcription factor 15-like
Exons: 3
Coding region: 393-788 (131 amino acids)
Biological process (GO): regulation of DNA-templated transcription
Molecular function (GO): sequence-specific DNA binding; zinc ion binding
Source: RefSeq, a predicted model, not a curated record